AUGAAACUGCAACCAGUAGUGAAGUUUACAGAACAUGUAGUCACUACAAGCAAGCUCAUCGAUAACCGGCAUCCCACAAAGCUCCGGUAUACGGCGGUGAGGAUCAUACUCACCGAUGGCGACGCUACUGACUCCGAUGAUGAUGAAGGUUCCGAGAGAAUCUUUGUCCGUAGAGUCAAACGACAUGUUGAAGAGGUCAACUUUAAGUCGGAGAUACCGAAAGAAGAGCGUAGUAAUAGUAACAGUCAGAAAAAGAGGAGCUUGACUUCGCCGGUAAAUGACGUCACUAGCCUGAAAAAGUUCAGGGGUGUGCGUCAGAGACCGUGGGGAAGAUGGGCAGCCGAGAUCCGUGAUCCGACGAGUAGGAAACGGGUCUGGCUAGGGACUUAUGACACUCCUGAAGAAGCUGCUUCGGUUUACGACACCGCCGCCGUGAAACUGAGAGGACCCACCGCUGUCACCAACUUUCCGGCAACUGAAAGAGUCUCUAAUGACUCCAUUACCGAGACCCCAACGGAAAGUGACGCAGUUUCUUCUGGAAACGACACUGCUUUGUCGCCCACCUCCGUUCUCCGCCAUGAUCAUUUUACGCCGUUUGACGGUCUCCCCUGCUUCGACGGAGACGUUGACGCUUUCGGGUUUAGCAUUGAAUUUCCGUUCAGUCUGCCUAGUAUCGGCCUGCCAGGAAAAUACCUCGCCGAUGAAUUCAGUGAGUUUGACUUCAAUGAUUUUCUUGAAGAGGUCAGAUGA
Fraxinus pennsylvanica is the source of this 750-nucleotide messenger RNA. NCBI's taxonomy places the organism in Eukaryota, Viridiplantae, Streptophyta, Magnoliopsida, Lamiales, Oleaceae. The record is from the annotation of a GenBank genome assembly.